ACAAAAGUACAAUGAAAUCAUGAAUCACAUAAGGGAAGUAAGGACGGCGGGGACAGAAUCCACAGUGACUUCAGCUUCCAACCUCCGCCCCACGCCACCAUUCUCUCAUUUUCUCCUUUUUCUCUCCAUAUAAAAGCCCGUCUACAAUCCACCCACUAUCUAUCUCUCUUUCCUUUUCUCUCUUUCUCUAGCAUAAAACCAUAGCGAAGACAAAGACCCAAUUGGAGGAAAAUGUCGGAUUGGGGCCCAGUGUUCGUGGCAGUGGUGCUGUUCGUGCUCUUAACUCCUGGGUUGCUGUUUCAGGUUCCAGGGCGCCACCGGUGCGUCGAGUUUGGGAAUUUCCAGACCAGUGGUGCUUCUAUUAUGAUCCAUUCUCUGCUUUAUUUCGCUCUUGUUUGUGUCUUCUUCCUGGCUGUUAAGGUUCACUUGUACCUUGUUUGUGAAUCAAAUCAAAAAAUGGCAGACUGGGGGCCUGUGGUGAUAGCAGUUGUACUGUUUGUGCUGUUAAGUCCUGGAUUACUAUUCCAGUUGCCUGGAAAGGGGAGAAUUGUUGAGUUUGGGAAUAUGCAGACAAGUGGGAUUUCUAUACUGGUUCAUACCAUCAUCUUCUUUGCUCUUAUUACCAUCUUCCUUAUUGCCAUUGGUGUUCAUAUUUACACUGGAUAGCCAUGUUAAAUUGUAGCUCAUUCACUUUUCAAAGCUUGUUUAAUUUGUUGAUCUGUCUGAUGUAUUCUCUUGUAUUUAGUACUGCCCUUUUCUUAAUUGUAUUAGUUGCUGGUGUAUAAA
Messenger RNA from Hevea brasiliensis (rubber tree), 786 nucleotides. RefSeq lists its product as uncharacterized. The coding region runs from base 232 to 666 and encodes 144 amino acids. Lineage: Eukaryota; Viridiplantae; Streptophyta; Magnoliopsida; Malpighiales; Euphorbiaceae. The record is from RefSeq and is a predicted model, not a curated record. The transcript has 2 exons.